CGAUCGGUACUCAAUCUUCUUCAAGUUCUUGAAAGUAGAGGACUACUGACUACUUUUCCAAAAACGUUUAAACACAUUUUAAGAUAGCUUCUCACUUUGAGAUCGACACUUUCAAGAACUUUGCAUAAAAAUGGUCGCAACGCACAAUCUAAUCGCCACUGAGAGGGUGGAGAAAAUCGAGGCUCAACCAUUGCAUCAUGUGAACAUCCCCUACGAGAAGGCCACCUUCGGAAUGGGAUGUUUCUGGGGUUGUGACUCGUUGUUUGGUGCAACCAAGGGUGUUCUGCGAACUAGUGUUGGAUACUCCGGAGGUACCACUCCGGCUCCGGUCUACAGAAAUAUGGGUGAUCAUACCGAGGUGAUCGAGAUUCACUACGAUCCCACUGUGCUCAACUUCUCGGACCUGUUGGAUCUGUUCUGGAACAACCACGAGUACGGUCUGACGACCCGCAUCAAGCGCCAGUACAUGUCGCUGAUCCUGUACCACAACGAGGAACAACGUCGCAUUUCGGAAGAAAGUCGUGCCGAGGAGCAGAUCAAGCGAGCCCCGGAAAAGAUCAUUACCGAAAUUGCACCUGCUGGCAUUUUUUAUCCCGCUGAAGACUAUCACCAAAAAUACCGUCUUCAAGGUCACCGCGAGUUGGCGAAGAGCAUUGGCUUGACGCCCGAGCUGCUCCACAAGUCGCAUGUGGCGGCGCGUCUGAAUGGCUACCUGAUCGGAGUUGGCGGUCUGGACCAGUUCGAGAAGGAUACCGACCGGCUGGGACUGAACACCGAUCAGGCGCAGUAUGUGCGCGAUUACGUGCGCGAGAACGAGGGAGGCGGCAUUUUCUGCUAAGGGAGGAGAUAGAUUGACGAUGCGCAGGGGGAUCCCACAUUAUUGAUGGGCGUGAUUAUUGCUUUUAUUUGACUGUUAGAUGUUGGGGAUAAUGUUUUUAUAAAAUGUUAUCAAGUUUAUUAUGGUAGGUUAGGAUUAUGAAAAUAGGUUAAGUAGUCAGUUGAAAAAUUAUGAAUCUAAUGACUUCAGUGGAUAGCAAUAGAUGUUAAAACUGAAUGAACGAAAUACACAUCUUUGAUCUUAUUUAACAUA
Aedes albopictus (Asian tiger mosquito) is the source of this 1090-nucleotide messenger RNA. Its product is annotated as peptide methionine sulfoxide reductase. The transcript is spliced from 4 exons. NCBI's taxonomy places the organism in Eukaryota, Metazoa, Arthropoda, Insecta, Diptera, Culicidae. Bases 131 to 838 code for a protein of 235 amino acids. The record is from RefSeq and is a predicted model, not a curated record. Gene Ontology annotation, molecular function: peptide-methionine (S)-S-oxide reductase activity.